AUGAAAGCACAUCUCGAUCGACAAGCAGCUGGUGUGUUGCCUGACGACGAUGAUGGCCAUCUCAUUUUCAAGAAAAAUGAUACUCUUCAUGGGGAGCUCCGUGAAGAACUUGGGGAAGGUACAUUUGGCAGAGUCGUUAAGGCCUACGACAAACAGAAGGAAAAGAUGAGAGCUGUGAAGAUUGUACGAAAUGUUCAUAAAUAUCGUGAUGCUGCCUACUUAGAAAUCAAGGUGCUGACAAAAUUGAAACAGUUGGACCCGAAUGGAGUUCACAAGAUCAUCCAACUUGUUGAACAUUUCGAUUACCAUGGACAUUGUUGCCUUGUUUUCAAACUCUAUGGCCUCAGUGUUUUUGACUUUCAGAGGAAGUACAAUUUUCGACCAUAUCACAUGGAGGAUACAAGGCAUAUAAUGUAUCAAAUUUGUUAUGCCGUUAAGUUUUUGCAUGACAACAAACUGACCCAUACUGACCUCAAACCUGAGAACGUCUUGUUUGUCUGCGAUGACUGUUACACAGAGAAAGUGGGGAAUGUGACAUAUCACAGACCUAAGAAUACCAAUGUUCGUCUCAUUGAUCUGGGCUCAGCAACGUUUAAUAGCGAACAUCACUCUGCCAUUAUUUCAACUCGACAUUAUAGAGCUCCUGAGGUCAUACUUGAUCUUGGAUGGUGGCAGCCAUGUGACACGUGGUCUCUUGGAUGCAUUUUAUAUGAGCUUCAUCGUGGAGCUACACUCUUUCGCACUCAUAGUAACCGGGAACAUCUUGCGAUGAUGGAACGAGUAUGUGGUCACAUCCCUCUGCGAAUGAUUCGUAAAACGCGGUGUGUUUUGUGGCAUUUAGCCAAUCUUUUAUUACUGCUUAUUCCUCUAAAGCCAUUGUUCUUAAUCGAGUAUACGACAACUGUUUACUUCAGAACCAGAUAUUUUCACAACGAUGUUCUUGACGUGACAGGCACAGAUGAAAGCUUCAUUCGGGACACUUGUGCGAAUCUCGUGCGUAAAAUCGAAGAUUCCGGUACUGAGGAACGCGAACUUUUCGAGCUUAUGCAUAGCAUGAUGCAGUUCGAGCCUGCUGCCCGUAUUACAAUGGCAGAUGCGCUGCAGAGUCCUUUUUUUGGUCGUCUUCCCGAAAGUAAAAAGAUACCCGGGCUCCAUCCACCCAAUCCCACUAGAAGGCCCGGCAUCAUGGAUCCAUUACAUCGUGGUACUUGUGGUCGCACUAUUGAUUUAACUGGAGAGGAAGAAGCGGAUUAA
Messenger RNA from Angiostrongylus costaricensis, 1254 nucleotides. Lineage: Eukaryota; Metazoa; Nematoda; Chromadorea; Rhabditida; Metastrongylidae. The record is from the annotation of a GenBank genome assembly.